AGGAUAAUCAGGGUGAAUGUUUUCAGUCCUUAGACCUUGAACCUGAGUUCCAGACUCCAAACAUGAAACCACAUCGCUGCUUUUCAUGUGAUUACUGAUCAACCAAAUAGAAAUUUAAGCAAAAAAAAUGUAUUUGUGAGGGGACAAUUUAAACGGAUAGUUAAAGACGAGAGGAGGUGACCAAAAAUAAACUCCUUCGACAUCAGAGAAACGCAAUUUGUUUAAAGUCUGAGCCCAUAGUCGGGUUGGAUUCUCGUGCGUAAAACCAGAAUGGCUGGAGACCCGAACACCCUAAUGACGCCCACACACCCACGUGCAUUCGGGAUUUCUUUACUGCAGCAGGUAAACCAAGUCACCCCCGCAGCUGCGUCCACCUGGGUGGCGUUAUACAGUGGGAGGCAACGCGCAAAAAUAUUGAGAGUCCAAUGACGAGAGAGAGCCCUGCCUCCCCGCGGACUACUGGGCCAGGCGCACCGGAUUCAAGGUUUGUGUGCAUGUGGCGCCCCUUGCAGAGUUGCGCCGAGCAGACGGCACAGACUUUCUCCGUUGGAAGAAUCAGCGAGAUGAAGAGCAGCGCCGACCCGGCACCAUGCGCUCCAGGCUCCCACGGACCCCCUGCCUACUGCGACUCGUUGCGCUCUGCAUCCUCCUCUCGCACACCGCUGCUUACUUUGGGCUGACGGGUCGGGAGCCCCUGGUGUUUCUACCCGGUCCCUUUUCCAAUGAGCCUCCGACGGGGAAGGCGCACCUGAAGCAGUGCGAGCAGAUGACCCUGACCCGGCGGCAGAAGAGGCUCUGUCGCCGGGAGCCCGGCCUGGCCGAGACGCUGCGGGAGUCGGUGCGCCUCAGCCUCCUGGAGUGUCGCUACCAGUUCAGGAGCGAGCGCUGGAACUGCAGCCUGGACGGCCGAGGGAGCCUGUUGAAGAGAGCGUUCAAGGAGACUGCCUUCCUGCUGGCAGUGUCGUCCGCGGCGCUGACCCAUGCCCUCGCCAAAGCGUGCAGCUCGGGCCGGAUGGAGCGGUGCACGUGCGACGACUCCCCCGGCAUCCAGCAUCGCGAGGCGUGGCAGUGGGGGGUCUGCGGCGACAACCUGAAGUACAGCACCAAGUUCCUGAAGAAGUUCCUCGGCCAAAAGAGGGUCAGCAAGGACAUGAGGGCUCAGGUCGACACGCACAACAUCAACGUCGGAAUUCGGGCUGUGAAGAGCGGGCUGAAGACGACCUGCAAGUGUCACGGUGUCUCGGGCUCUUGCGCCAUACGGACCUGCUGGAAGCAGCUGUCGCCCUUCCACGACACCGGCCGGCUGCUGAAGUACCGAUACGACACGGCGGUGCGCGUGCUGAGCGUCACCAACGCGGCCACGGGCGAGACGGAGCUCGCGGGGCCCCGCCGCCACGGCCAGAGCCUCCGCACUACUGACCUGGUCUACCUGGAGGACUCCCCCAGCUUCUGCCGGCCGUCCCGCUACUCGCCGGGCACAGGCGGCCGGUCGUGUGUCAAGGACACCAGCUGCCAGAGUCUGUGCUGCGGACGGGGCUACAACACGGCCAUGCGCCUCACGAGCAUGUCCUGCCACUGCCAGGUACGCUGGUGCUGUCACGUGGAGUGUCAGACGUGUGUGCGAGAGGAGGAGGUGUACACCUGCAAAGCGGCAUAAUCAAAUGAUGAGAUAGGAGAAAUAUAGGGGGCGCGUUAAGACACAUACACACAGACUGAACUGUAAUCUCCUAGAGACAGUACACUGCCCCGAUCGCACACCAGAGCACGUCUUUGCAGACCUCCGCUCUGAGUUGCACGUUUGUUUGUUUUUUCGGCGCGAGGAACACGCAUUCCCAACGUUAUGAAAUUGCCGCUUACUCGCUAAUCAUCGCCGGCAGCGAUUUGAUACGCAGCCGCUCACAGUAGGUGAGGAUUGUUUGUUAAAGCCACUCUGCUCUCCUCUCACUGGAUGCACUGAACUCCCACUCUCCUGGGACAGAGGAAGAACAAGCUCUUACAACCGCCAGGUACUGUGGACCGGACCGGACGCCACCAGCAGCGCGACGUCAAGCCCCCCGCAGGGGAGCGCCGACACUGACUUUGUUGUUAUUGUAAUUACCCUCUUUUCAUUUGACUAUUUAUUGUAUCAGUCAUUGUGUCUGUUGUACUGCUGCUUCAUACUUAUAACCGUUGUUUGUUUGUUUUUAAUAAUCUAGAGUUGCCACUAAGGUCUAACACGGCCUUCAAAGGAAUCUACCUGUCUGUCUCUCCGUCUGCUGUGCUCUACUUUCUCCUUGUUAGGGUUGUCUUCUGAGUUAAAAGCACUUACGUUGCUCUUGCUACGACAUGAUACAAAGCGUAUAGUAAAUCAUAGAGGUUAGAGGGGGAAAAAAAAUGUCGAGUGUCUAAAUGCGUGUGUGCGCGCGUAUGAAUGCAACCACUGGAAGCUCUGACGGGCCGCUGCAUACGCAUUGUGACCGCGUGCAUGGACCGGUUUAUUGUUGUUGAGAAACGAGCCGGGUUUCAGUUGCUCUUAUGGAAAUGUGUAUGGAAAUCUCUUGCAUGUCGCCUAAUGUGCGCUCAACAGAACAAAGGGAAAUUCCCGGAGUGGUAAUGAGGGAAACACCAAAACAACUCGCUGCGAAACAAGAAUGAAACACUUAAUUUGUGAACAUACCCCCCCCCGCCCCCCCGUCUAUUUAUAGUCACACACUUUGCAAUACUUUCAUGUUUAAAUUUCCCUGAUUGAACCGUUUGGUUUUCAAAGUCUAAUCCAGCCACAUCUUUGUUCCCGAUGCCUUUGAACACGGGGCCAACUCGUGCUCCUUAUCUCCCCACAUUUGCUCAAUCAUAGAAAAUCACUGUUUAUUACUCCAGUACAUUCACAAAUCAAUGUGUGCAGGUCAAAAGUGCCCACUAGACCCAAAGGGUUUCCUUUUCAUCGGCCAGUUUAUGUUGAGCGAUUCUGAACGUUAUAUAUAUAAGAUAUGAAUAUAACUCAUGUCAGGGCUCCAGGCGUAUGACAAUGUGGAAUUGUAAUUUUCUACCUCACUUCAUCGUUUUUGGGCAAAUAUCAGUAAGAUUUAUGAGCUAUGCAGAGUUAUUCUCACUCUGUAAAUACACGUUCUCUCCUUUGCAUCUGUUUGAGUAAAGUUUUCUGUACAGUUGGUUAUAUACAUAUACAUAAAUAUACUUGUGUAUAUAUAUAUAUAUAUUUUUCAAAAUUAAAAAAAAGAAAUAUAUAUUUCAAAAGUAAAAAUGUUUUUCCUUGAUCAUGUUGCUUCGCAUACUUAUUUAAAACAAAUAAGAUGAAUAAAUGGACGUACGUUUGUAAAGAGCUUUAUGCGUUUGUUGUGUCUUGUUCAGCUGACGCAGGUGGUCACCCUCCACCGUGCUCUCACACACACACACACACACACACACACACACACACACACACAGACACACACAUACAGACACACACACACGCACACACGCACACACACACACACGUGCACACAGACCUCACACGCAACAAGGGAAUACACCUGCCUGCAACUCUGCACCCUGCGUCUAUCCCGCUGGUGAACCGCCCUGCCCUCCUUUUCAUCUGAAAGGCCUGUGGUCUCGCUGCAUCACCCUCAACCGCCCCCGUAGCAGGCGAGGAGAAGGGGGGGUGGGGGACACGCUUACAGGUGUUGUGCCUCUGGCCAGCACAACAACCACGACGACGAUCAUAAUGACGAUGAUGACUCGGAGGAAUGCCGUCUCGCUGAGCUCUUGACCCCCCGAUUCCCCCAUUAGAAAGUCAGAAUCGGCCCGUCCCCCAGCACCGCGGCGAUGAGAGCAGUUUACGUGCCAUUAUCCGGUGAGUCACAACCUUCAUCAGCGACGCUGCGGCGCACAGAGGGCUAUUGUGCGAGGCAUUCAUGUUUAUGUGUGCGCUCCGGGGCCUUUGAUGUU
This is a messenger RNA of Scophthalmus maximus (turbot), 3921 nucleotides long. It is a transcript of the gene wnt9b, whose product is annotated as wingless-type MMTV integration site family, member 9B. Gene Ontology annotation, molecular function: frizzled binding; cytokine activity. NCBI's taxonomy places the organism in Eukaryota, Metazoa, Chordata, Actinopteri, Pleuronectiformes, Scophthalmidae. Gene Ontology annotation, cellular component: extracellular region. Bases 590 to 1657 code for a protein of 355 amino acids. Gene Ontology annotation, biological process: multicellular organism development; cell fate commitment; canonical Wnt signaling pathway. The transcript has 4 exons. The record is from RefSeq and is a predicted model, not a curated record.